Molecule: messenger RNA, 981 nt
Organism: Entamoeba invadens IP1
Lineage: Eukaryota; Evosea; Mastigamoebida; Endamoebidae
Exons: 1
Coding region: 1-981 (326 amino acids)
Source: RefSeq, a predicted model, not a curated record
AUGUCAAACAGCUUGAACAGUCAACUGAACUCCUUUUUUUUAGAUCAGUCGAUAGGGCAAGACGUGAAAGAAACGAAUUUUAUCUCAGAAUUUUUUACAUCAGAUGCAGUGUUAAGUCUAUGUAAAGAGCGAUCUGUCUCUCAAUUUCCUACAUCACAAUAUGGACUGACUCAAUGUGAGAAAUCACUAAUUCUUUCAUAUCAAAGGAGUGCUUUGAAUAUGCCACAAACCCUGUCGUUGGACUUUUUGAAUAAGCAGACGCAAGUCUUACGCACCAAACUACAAACGUUUGAGACGACAAAUAAAGGAAAGGACCAAUUGUUUCAAAAUAACACUGAGGUCACCGUUUACUAUAAUUGUUCUAUUUAUAAAGCUAAAGUGUUAUUAGUGUUUCCACAGAAAAAUCGAUACUUAGUCCGCUUGGCAAAAUCAACAUGGAAAAAUAAUGAGACCAAAGUCGUCACCGUUCCUCACACUAAUAUCCUCUCAGGUGAUUUCGACGAACGAAGUUUGGCUUCUAUCGCAUGCGCUGUACGUCAUUGUAGAACUUUCCAGGGUACUAUGACCCUCGUGAAGAAAUAUCCACAACUCGACUUCACCCCUAGAGCUAUCUAUAGACCUCAAGUAAAUAUGCCCCCGUUGGACUUCAAAAAAACAACUCCUCUGCAAACUUCUUCGGCGUAUGAACGUCUUUCGCAGAUCGUCAAGACCGAACGGAGGAUUUCCAGCGAGAAACAAAGUGAAGAGAAAAAGCCAAGAAAAAGCGAGAAGGAAAAAAAUAAAAAAGACGGAGUCUGUGAGGAGGCAAUCCAUUUGGCAGAAAUCAUGAAAACUCUCAUUUGCGAAAUCACCACAACUAUUCAAUCGAAAAAGUUCAUCACAAAAACACAAAGAAAUAAAUUGAUCAAAAAACUCCCUGAAAAAUUCAGAACAAACCAACAGGUCGAGACCUUCUUUAACAUCGCUAUGGGUUUGGAAUAA